GGAAGGGAGGUGGGUGAAGAAAGGCGAUAGUAACGCUCAGGAUCGGCUAGUGGCAGAUUCACGAAAAAGUUUACGCACUUUUAUCGACGUAGUUGAAAUGCAAAACGGUGGACGUUACUCCGCAAAUCACACUCGGGGCCCAAUGGAGUCGCUACAGUCAGCUGGGCAUCACGUCCUGUUGUGAUAAACAAGUAAUGAACGGGAAAAACACGCAAUUAAAUAAUGGAAGGAAUGCUGUAUAAGUGGACCAAUUACAUAAGUGGUUGGCAGCCUCGCUGGUUUGUGCUUCAUGGAGGAACUUUGUCCUACUAUGACUCUCAAGAAGAUGCCUGGAAAGGGUGCAAGGGCAGCAUUAAAAUUUCCGUUUGUGAAAUCCAAGUUCAUUCCUCCGACUCUACACGAGUUGACCUGACCAUACCAGGAGAGCAGUACUUUUACCUCAGAGCCAUCAAUGCAGCAGAAAGGCAGAAAUGGCUGGUGGCGCUGGGAACAGCCAAAGCUUGCCUUACAGACAACCGAACCAAGAGAGAAAAAGAGCUUCAGGAGAAUACAGAGGCGCUGAAAACUAAGAUGUCAGAACUCAGAUUGUACUGUGACCUUCUCCUCCAACAAGUAAACAAGAUCAAGGAGAAUGAUGAGCUAGGAGACACGGCAGAGAUGGGUCUAGACACUGGGAAUAUGGUGAAGUCUACAUGCACGACUUUCCUUAAGACUCUAGAGGAAUGCAUGCAGAUAGCAAAUCGUACUUUCACUACAGAUUUGGCAACACAGAGUCCACCAGGAACUCCUCCAGUAGCACCCAUCAAACCUCAGAAGAUUAAACACAGCCAUCAUUUAAAUCAGAACCUUGAAGAAAAGUGGAAAGAUUUGUCCGAAACCUCAGGAGAAACAAUUGCACAUGACAGCCAGACCCCUGACUCUGGGGCAGAGGGACCAGAUGAGCCAGGCAGACCAGAAAACCAUUCUUCUCCAUCAGACACUGAAACAGCCAGCAGCUCAGAAGUCCACAAGGAUCAAGUUAAUCCUAGCUUACCUACUACCCAGACCACCCCUGAGAUUGAACACUAUGACCAGCCAGCAGAGGGGGAUGACGAGAGUGAAGAUGAUGAACAAAAGCAGAUAGGACAAGAGCAGAUGGACAAAGUGGACCAAAGUCAGGCGCAUGACAACAACAAUGGGGACGUGAAGGAUUUUCGACUUCAGCACCAAGAAGAGGGCGAAGAAGAAGGCGAGAUUCCCAGAAAGUCAACUGAGUCAGAAGACACAGAGCAGGUGGAAACAUUCUUCAGCACAAUGAGUCACAGAUUUAGUGAUAUAAGACUGGAUGACGACAAUGGUAUCCCUACACAAGAGUUUUUGGACUCAUGCUAUGCAAUAGUACCUGUAUUAGACAAACUGGGAUCCACAGUGUUUGCACCAGUUAAAAUGGAUUUUGUUGGAAACAUCAAGAAAAUUCACCAGAAGCUGAGGUCAGACCCUGAGAGCUUUUCUACACUACAGUCUAUUGUGCUGCAUGAAGUAGAGACAGAUGUUGCCCAGGUGCGCAAUUCUGCAACCGAGGCUCUGCUGUGGCUCAGACGAGGGCUGAAGUUCCUCAAGGAGUUUCUGUCAGAAGUCAACGCUGGAGAGCAAGACAUCCAGGGAGCACUAAACAACGCUUAUGGGAAGACUCUUCGGCAGUACCACGGAUGGGUUGUCCGUGGUGUAUUUGCUUUGGCGCUCAGAGCUUCCCCGUCUUAUCAAAGUUUCACAGCUGCUUUAGUGUCAAGAGAAGGUGACGAGCUGAAGAGCGAUUUUAUCAACGGCAUGCACAGGGAUCUGGGAGUGUAUCUGCCUGCCAUGGAGAAGCAGCUGGCCAUUCUUGAUGCAUUAUAUGAAGAAUACAACCUUGAGUCUGAUGAGGUGGUGUGAAAUAAGAACAAGAGAUGCUCACGGUUCAGAGAAGAACAGAGCCCCUCUGAAUGGACAGAGUAGUGGCUAACUGCUGGAAGAAAGGUGUACAAAGUAGUGUGAGACUGUCUCGUGUCAUUUUGAGACGUUUCAGUAGUUUUUAAACUCUACAGCAGGAGAGGUUUUGCUAUGAAGACGGUGUUCAUGUGUGUACUUACGACCCGAGAAGGGUUUAACUGAGCAGUACAAUUAAUUAAGGUUGGUUUGAGGAGAUUUAAAUUCCAGGUCUUGUUCCAGAGACCGGUGACAGCGAAGGUGUUUCUAAUCUUAUUAUGCAGACUCCAACCAUAAUUAUUCAUGGUGACAUUUGUUUCUGGUUGUUGCUGUAUUGUGGCUUAAGGCGUACUCUACAUGCUUUAAGGUAUUUAAGCACAGGGUAUUUGGUUCUGGUCAGUUCCUUGUAAAAUUGUUUGAUUCCCUUUGAAUUGAUCAGUAUGGUCAGUAUGAAACUUAUCAAUGUUGUUUUUUUUCUCCUUGGCUUCAGUGAGAUACGAUGAUGCUUCCAACUAGCACAAAGCACUAUUUUUUUUUUAGCAAAAACUAUUCCCAAAAUGUGUCUUAAGUAUGUGAUUGAAUUACGUACUAAGCUAACUUUUAGUCAGUUAUGUAAAUAUUUUCCUGUACUUAUUAUAAAAGCUUAGUAAACAUUACUAUGUGUAUAUAUUUUUCCCUGGAAAUGAAUUCAGAUUGUGCAGUUUGACAAUGGAUUUGUUGUGUUUUACAUAAUGUCAUUGUGAGCUGUUGCUCAAAGUUUCCAAGUGGACCAAAAAGGAACUGUCAUGUGAAUGGCUUUAGCCUCUGCUGCCUACAGUAACUGAAAACAAGAAAGGAAACCGCAUAGCUGUUAAAAAUAUUGACAACUGCUGUUCAUGUGGACAUCUGCACAAACCUAUGCAUUUUUACAAUGUCUAUUUAUUAUACCAUAAGUUAUAAAGUUCACAUUAAUGACAUGGAUCGUUCUGUCCGACUUUUGUGUGAAUGUAUGGACAUUUGUAUUCAUAAGGCAUGCUUUUUACUGCAUGUUUGGUGUAUUUAGCAACAGGUGCAAGGCCAAGGGCUUGAAGUGAGUAAAUGAGUAAUCCUAAAAGUGGUAGUUACAGAACAGUAACCAUUUUCAGCUUAUCGUCCAUGCUAUUGUACAUACCAUUGUUAAGUGUUGUUACCAGAUGUACUUAAUAUUUUAUUGAUGUCGAAUUAGUGGAAAUGAUCGGUAAGACAGCUCUUCCAGGCUGGGUUAACAUUUGACUGCAAAUUCACUGAGCCAUUUGAAAAAAACAAAACAAAAAAAGCAGGAAAAUUAUCUUAGGGCUUUAAAAAGAAACUUACCGGAUAGUAUUUACAACUUUAUUAUUGUUAUUUUUAUUUUAAGAAUGCAAACACUAAAAACCCCUGUACAGUAAAUAAGUCAUUUGCAGUAGGUUUACAUCACAGGUGUGCAAUAGGCUGAUUUCUGAUGAGUUUUAAUAUUAAUCCUUAAGAUAUUCUGUUGUAAUAUCACAACAAAUAAUUGUUUUUUCUAUGGAUGUAAAUAAGAUGCUAUUUGAUUUUUUUGCAAAAUAAACAUAAUUAAGUUGCA
Neolamprologus brichardi is the source of this 3526-nucleotide messenger RNA. It is a transcript of the gene plekha8, whose product is annotated as pleckstrin homology domain containing A8. Gene Ontology annotation, cellular component: cytosol; cytoplasm; membrane. Lineage: Eukaryota; Metazoa; Chordata; Actinopteri; Cichliformes; Cichlidae. Gene Ontology annotation, biological process: ceramide transport; intermembrane lipid transfer. Gene Ontology annotation, molecular function: ceramide 1-phosphate binding; ceramide 1-phosphate transfer activity. The record is from RefSeq and is a predicted model, not a curated record.